Molecule: messenger RNA, 729 nt
Organism: Symbiodinium necroappetens
Lineage: Eukaryota; Dinophyceae; Suessiales; Symbiodiniaceae
Source: the annotation of a GenBank genome assembly
AUGUUCCGAGCGAGGACCAGCGUCCCAGCUGUUCAACCAGUGCACUCGACACUGCGCCGAACAGCCAUAUUAAAUAUAGCUGGUUUGGCAGCAGGGCCGAUCCUUCCUGCCUCGGCUCUCGUCGGUUCUACACUAUCACCAGAGAUCGAGGAGGUGAGGGACGUGUCCUUGGCGACAGGCAUUAGGAGCGUGAACGCAGACCUCAUGCGUCGCCACUGCUGGUUAGUGUACGGAGCCUCUUCCUUCAAGGCGGUGAUGCCGAGCUCCGGCAACUGGAGCUCGCUUGCACGCUCUCAGCUGGAGGUUCUGCAGUCCUUAGCUGGCCUGGCAGCACUUGGACACGUGCUUGGUACACUGGCCCUCCUCUGCCCCUUCCUCCUCCUCCUCCUUCUCUGCCUCCUCCUCCACCUCAAUUCCUUUCAGGUAAAGAAGCAUUUGGAGGACCCCUCACUCACUGACAUCGCAAGUGCAGAUGACUUUUCGCUCACGUCAACUGAACGCGGAAUUCCGAGAUAUGAGCACUCGCACCUGGUCGCAGCUUUGGAUGUCAUCCUCGAGUACCAGAGAAAUCGAAAGACCACCUACUUCACCGUCCUCGGGACUCGGGCACAGACGAGUAUGGGAACAUAUCGACACGAUCCUCGUACCCGGCUCAUCGAGCUCUUGAAGCGGUGGCUUCGGACGCAUGCGGCAAAUCCAAACAUCACGGAGGACGAGGCCAGAGUUUGA